Messenger RNA from Larimichthys crocea (large yellow croaker), 2900 nucleotides. It is a transcript of the gene foxa3, whose product is annotated as forkhead box A3. The record is from RefSeq and is a predicted model, not a curated record. Bases 338 to 1705 code for a protein of 455 amino acids. Gene Ontology annotation, molecular function: protein domain specific binding; DNA-binding transcription factor activity, RNA polymerase II-specific; RNA polymerase II cis-regulatory region sequence-specific DNA binding. Lineage: Eukaryota; Metazoa; Chordata; Actinopteri; Sciaenidae. Gene Ontology annotation, biological process: regulation of transcription by RNA polymerase II; anatomical structure morphogenesis; cell differentiation. The transcript is spliced from 2 exons.
AGCGUCCCGCACAGGAAGAAAAAAAACGGGCCAGAAGAAGAAGAAGAAGUCAACAUCUGCUGAGCAAUAACAAGAUUAAGGUUAUGAAACAAUGGAUGAUUGACAAAUAAGAAAUAUUGACUUUACUAUUCCCAGGAGCAGAGCGCCUCUUUUUCUGACUUUAGAUAUUUUUUUUCUCUUUCUUGGCAAAAUAAAAAAAAGAGGAAACAACUUUCUGUUUGGAUUUUUUCCCGAAAACUUCAAACUUUACGAAGGAUUUUAUAUUUAUUUUUCUUAUUUUUUACGUAAAGAAUCCGCUCAUAGAUAAGUGUUUCUCCUCCAAAGACUUGUGUUGGGGAUGUUGAGCUCUGUGAAGAUGGAAGCGCAUGAUCUACCAGAGUGGAAUACUUUCUACAGCGAGGCCAGCGAGAUGUAUUCCUCUCCCAGCACCAUGAACAUCAACAGCUACAUCAACUUGAAUCCAGCCACCGCCUCCCCUGCAGGCAUGAACAUGGCCUACCCGAGCUCCAGCCUCGGCGGGUCCCCGCUGACCUCCAUGGGCUCCGGGCCCGGCCACAUGUCUCUCUCCCCAGUGGCUUCGUCCCUCAGUUCGGGCCCUUUAACCCAGCUUGGCUCCGCUGCUCCGGGCUCCCUGGGCUCCUUGUCCCACUACCAGAACAUGGGCCAGUCCAUGAGCCAGCUGGGGUACCCCACCACUGCGAGCCUGAGCAGGGCCGGGCCAAAGGAUAUCCCCCCAAAGCCCUACCGACGCUCCCUGACCCACGCCAAGCCGCCAUACUCCUACAUCUCCCUCAUCACUAUGGCGAUCCAGCAGAGCGGCAGCAAGAUGCUGACCCUGAACGAGAUCUACCAGUGGAUCAUGGACCUGUUCCCCUACUACCGCGAGAACCAGCAGCGCUGGCAGAACUCCAUCCGCCACUCGCUGUCCUUCAACGACUGCUUUGUGAAGGUGGCUCGCUCGCCAGACAAGCCGGGCAAAGGCUCCUACUGGACUCUGCACCCGCAGUCGGGCAACAUGUUUGAGAACGGCUGCUACCUGAGGCGCCAGAAACGCUUCAAGAUCGAGGACAAGAUGGCGAAGAAAGGAAGCAAGAACCAGGAGGGCUCAGGGAAAGGAGGCCACAACGGAGAUCACCUGGUGGAGGAUCACAGCCCCACAGGAGGAUCAGAAGGAGCCGACUCUGCCCACUCAGACAACUCCCACCCGGGCUCCUCAGACGACCAGCCGCAUCCACGAAACUCCCUGGUUCCACUAGACUGCCCUCCGCUGUCCUCCUCACACCUCCACAGCCCACCCGUAUCUCUGCCUCCAUCCUCCUCCACCUCCUCAUCCAUGCCUCCAUCCUCCUUGUCCCUCUCAGCCUCCUCCUCCUCCAACCCGCUCCUCCACUCCCAGUCUUUAGUGGGUAGCACCCAUCUCCUGCCCAGCACCAUGCAGCACCACAUGGAUCUACAGAGUGACGCCCUCAAGUCCCUGGACCCCCACUACAACUUCAACCACCCUUUCUCCAUCACCAACCUCAUGUCCAACGAGCAGAAGAUGGACCUCAAGUCCUACCAGGACCAGGUGAUGGCCUACAACAGCUACACCGGCGGCUCUCCUGUGGGGGCCAAGCAGAUCUAUGACAGCCCGGGGCCGACAACCAUGGACUCAGGCGCUUACUACCAAACUCUGUACAGCCGCUCGGUGCUCAACGCCUCCUAAUGUGGACACUCACCCCCACCACCUACCCAACCCACCCCCGCCUCCCCACACACACACACACACCUGUCUGUAGAGGUGAGCCAAGAUGGAGACUUCUCUCUUCCUCUCUGCCUUUUUCUAAAAUGGACACCCAAGCUCUCUUUAUCUUCCUCUUUCUCCCUCCCUCCCUCUCUCCCUCCCUCUCUCCCUCUUUCUGGCUCACGUCCAGCGGCCUUGGAAGAGACUCACAUCUAAAAUGGCCGUCAUGUUUUUCUCUCUCUCUCUCUUCUUUUACCAACUCUGAUGAACAUGGAGGCUGGUUCGGUUACAUGGAGGACAGAAAAGUGAAGUUUUUAACUGAUGAUGAAGACAUUGCAAGUCAAUACAGAAGUCAGAUCCUGUCGCAGGAGCUCUGCACGUGGUGAAAUUGGCUUUGUACAAAAUGUAUAUAGAGGUAAUGUGGGGGGAUAAAGGAUAUUUGCAUUUAUUUAUGAAGGGAAUAAAUUUUAAUAUAUCUUGUAUAGCGCUCUGUUGACCAGUUACAACCCCAGUGUGAGUUUGUUUUGUUUAAAACCCAAAGACAGAGAGAAGGAGGCUUGUUUCAGGUUACUGCUUCAGGCAGGUGUUACUGCAGAGGGAGACAGUUUUUUUAUUGUGUGUUACAGCAUUUCACACUACGUUCUGUCAUUUCAGUCAGAUCAGGCGUCCGUCAAUGUAAAUGUAGCUCAAAAGGUCUGUACUUUCAAAUAAAUGCUUUGUAUUUUGGUUGAUAUGAAGAAGAAGAAGAGAAGAAAAAAGCCACUCUGUCCUUGCUGGAGCUCAGAAGGAAAGAGGCAAAGUACCUGUGGUAGAAACUAAAAAAAAAAACAUGUUUAUGUUCAUUUUCCAUAAAUCAUUUCCUGUUGUUACCAAUACGAGAGCGUGAAAAGCAAGCGGCUCUCGGCCGACUGUAACAUUUUGAAAUAGCAGAUAGCCCGUGAGGCGCACGGGGGAGUUCAGUCAGUUACUUAAACAGUGGAGGGGAGGAGAGAUGCACUAUGGGAGGAUUUACAUACAGUACUUUGCACUAUGGAGCUCCCACUGGCCAGGUGGGCUGAUAGUGUGUGUGUUUGUGUGUGUUACAACAAUACUUAAGGAACGCCCCCUCACACUGUCAAUGCAUCGGCUCAAUGGGAUCAGUGUAACAAAUAACCCUCGCUGUCCAACAAAAAAAAAA